AUGAGCAAUUCCACCGCGACCAGCGCCCACCCGCCUGCCAGCGCGCCCGACCCGACUGUCAACGCCGAUGCCUCCCAAAGAGGGCUCCCCGCCGCCGCUGCCGCCGGCUCCGCCGAACUCGCCCAUCUUAAAGUAAACCUCAAGAACGCCCUGCGCCAGUUUCCCGACUUCCCCAGCCCCGGCAUCCUGUUCGAGGACAUCCUGCCCAUCUUCGCCGACGCCGCCCUGCACCAGCAGCUCGUGCGCGCCCUCGAGCUGCACGUCUCCAAGAACUACCCCAAGAAGCCCGACGUCGUCAUCGGCCUCGAGGCCCGCGGCUUCCUGUUCGGCCCCAGCCUGGCGCUGGCGCUGGGCGCCGGCUUCGUGCCCGUCCGCAAGCAGGGCAAGCUGCCGGGCCCGACGGAGACGGCCAGCUACCAGAAGGAGUACGGCGAGGACUUCUUCCAGAUGCAGGCCGACGCCAUCAAGCCUGGCCAGACGGCCAUCAUUGUCGACGACAUCAUUGCGACGGGCGGGUCUGCCGCGGCUGCUGGCGACCUGGUCAAGAAACUCGGCGGCCAGCUGCUUGGCUACCUUUUCAUUCUCGAACUCGAAUUCCUCAAGGGCCGCGAUAAGCUCGACGCGCCCGUCUACACUCUUCUCUCGGGCCAGGAGGAAAAGUCGGCGUAA
Messenger RNA from Lasiodiplodia theobromae, 669 nucleotides. Its product is annotated as Adenine phosphoribosyltransferase 1. The transcript is spliced from 2 exons. The record is from RefSeq and is a predicted model, not a curated record. Gene Ontology annotation, cellular component: cytoplasm. Bases 1 to 669 code for a protein of 222 amino acids. Lineage: Eukaryota; Fungi; Ascomycota; Dothideomycetes; Botryosphaeriales; Botryosphaeriaceae. Gene Ontology annotation, molecular function: adenine binding; adenine phosphoribosyltransferase activity; AMP binding. Gene Ontology annotation, biological process: adenine salvage; AMP salvage.